Tremella mesenterica DSM 1558 is the source of this 663-nucleotide messenger RNA. RefSeq lists its product as uncharacterized. Bases 1 to 663 code for a protein of 220 amino acids. The transcript has 2 exons. The record is from RefSeq and is a predicted model, not a curated record. Lineage: Eukaryota; Fungi; Basidiomycota; Tremellomycetes; Tremellales; Tremellaceae.
AUGGCAGAACCUCUUAGUGCCAUGGAAGUUCAAAUUCGUGAAGCCCAAGAGGCCCGUGAUGCCUUUAUGCAAGAGAAGGAGACACUCCUUGUUAAGGUUACGGAACUUGAAGGUAGGCUUGCGACCAAUACUCCUCUUCCUCAGGACCACGUUGUUGCCACCCCGUCAACCACCCCUGGUCCUGCUAUGGCCUCUAACCCUUCAGCAGCUUCUGACACUCCUGCUCCUGAAGGAGUCAACAUUCCUGUAGCUUCAACCGCUCGUGACUCUCUUGAGCCAAAGGUAGCUACUCCAGAUCACUUUUCUGGAGCUCGUGCCAAGCUUGAGACCUUCUUAACCCAAGUCAAUCUGGUCAUGCAUCUUCAACCUAGACGCUUUGCUUCAGAAAACUUCAAGGUAAUCUACAAUAACAACAAUAAGGCCAAUAACAACAUUAAUAGGAAGAAAGAUGACUCUCGUCAAAAGAAUGGUAAGCUCACUCCUGAUGAAUAUACUAGGAGGAAAGAUGCUGGGUUAUGUCUCUACUGUGGCAGUGACAAGCACAAGGUAGACAAGUGUGACUCUAAAAAGUCAAAGGACAAGCCAACUACUCGAGGCAACGUAGCUUUGACUGCACCCAUUGAGGAUUCGGGAAAAGACAACACACCCAAGGCAUCAGCCUAG